AUGUGGCGCGACACGCACGCCUGGCGGCGGCUGCACAUCCCCGCGGCGCUCGGAGAGAUCGGCGCGUUCGGCGACGCGCGCGCGCCGCUCGACGCGCAACGGAGCGACUGGACCUGGGCCAUGUUCCGCGACCCGACGCGGUGCGCGUCGGCGCGCGCGGCGCUGGCGCUCAAGCACGGCCACGCGAUCCGCGCGCCGACGCUCGCGCGCGACGGCUCGCCCGUGCUGGUCUGGCGCAUCGGCCAGCUCGACCUCGCGGGCUGCGCGCGCGAGCGGCUGCUGGACGCCCUGUGCCUGCGCCAGGUCGCCCACAUGGAGGACGGGCUGCAGGCGUCGCGCGCGAUCUCGCGCGCGGAGCGGCGGCUC
Aureococcus anophagefferens is the source of this 366-nucleotide messenger RNA. RefSeq lists its product as hypothetical. Lineage: Eukaryota; Pelagophyceae; Pelagomonadales; Pelagomonadaceae. The transcript has a single exon. The annotation marks the transcript as partial. The record is from RefSeq and is a predicted model, not a curated record.